Dracunculus medinensis (Guinea worm) is the source of this 2163-nucleotide messenger RNA. The record is from the annotation of a GenBank genome assembly. NCBI's taxonomy places the organism in Eukaryota, Metazoa, Nematoda, Chromadorea, Rhabditida, Dracunculidae.
AUGAAUAAUUUGAAUUUUCUUCGUGAAAAAAUCUCGGAAAAUUGGAUCGAUUAUUUUGUUGAUCGCGAACGUUUUCGACAUUUUCUCGAUUCUGCAACUUCAGAUUCGAAAGAGAUUGCCCAAUUAGUAGGUCAAUUCGCCGAACAGGCCCAAUUAGUAGAAAAGGAAGCCGAAGUUUUGCAACGAAAAGAAUUUGAUGAAGAUGAUUUGUUUUAUUGUCGUCAGAAAGCGGCAAAAUUGUGGUUAUAUUCUUUCUCUUGUUUUGCAACCAUUGGCUGGGAUUUGGAACUACUUAGAAAUGAAUGUAAUAUUCUCGUGAUGAAAGCCAUUUUCAAUAGACUGGUCUCUUUUUGUAUAUCCGAUCGAAAAAUCGGAAUCAAUGAUGAUAUCGCUCCUAUGCUUUGGGACAUCUGGGAUACGGAAUUGUCGGCACCAGAUAAGAAUCCUGGUUUUAUUUUUAUUUCGUGGCUCUAUGCUAAAUGGAUAUUAAAAGUGGAUACUGAAGGGCGUUUUCCUGAAAAAGUCGCCAAGCCCACUGUCAGCAAUCCCUCCAACCAAUUCGACGCAAAUUUGGCAUUAGCCGAACAGUUGCGUAAUUGUACGGCAGAGCUUCGACUGAAAUCUUCUGAUGCGUUAGCGUUUUCAGAACGACUUCUUCAUGUAAAUCUGUCGCAUGCCUUUUCUGUAUUCACUAAAGAAUGUUUUUUAAAGGAAUUAAUGAGGGUUUACGAUCCAAUAUUAGAUAAGGAUGAAUCUGGAAAACUUCCUUCUUCAAUCUUUUUCAGACCAAAUACCAAUUUCUCUCUAUUGAACACUCGAUUUUUUAUAAUGUGUAAUAAUUUUGCUGCUGGAAAAACAAAUGAAUGUCUUAACCAGCUAAAACUGAUUCUUGAAAAUUUUUCGCCUAAUGAAAAUUUUCAAAUAUCAAAGUCUUAUAUGGCUAAACUUAUGUAUAUUGAACAAGAUCAACUCAAAGGAUACUGUGAUGCAUUUGGAAUGUCUGAGUCACUAAAAUCAACAUCUUCAAUUGAUGAGAAUAUAUAUCGUGGUUUGAUUAAUGAUGAGAGUAUUAGUUAUCUUACAUCAGAACCACUGAAAUAUACCUUAGUCCGACGCGCUGAAUGCUAUCAGAUUGCUUCAACUUCUUCUGUAUCAACCGCAUUGGACUUACUGGCUUAUAAUCUCUGCGAGGAGUUCAUUAAAAAUAUUCCAGCAACGAUACUUUCUUUGAAGCUUUUAAAGAAUGGUAAAGGAAUUCUUCAAAUGGCAAAAUCAUUGCUACAAAUGUCACAAGACAGCAAACUUGACAACAAAAAACGUUUAUUGCUCAAAGAAACGCUUAGCUUUCUGGCCAUCACUAUACCAUUAGUUGAUGCCGAAAUAUCAAAGUGCAUUAAUGAUUUUGGUAAUCUCCAGUUGAAAAAUUUUCGGUCAGUCGUCCCGAAAAAUGUGGGUACGGCUCCAAGCAUUAGUAUGCUUAAAGAAGUUUUAAGUGGGGGACCAGAUUAUUGGCGAUUGAUUUUAAGUUACGAUAUAAGCGAAUUGAAAGGAACUUUUUCGAAAAUGAGCGGAAAAUUCAAAGUCCCUAUGAGAUAUCGAGUUAGCAAGAUGAUUGGAGAAGUUUUGAAUGCCCUUUCUGCUCCUACUGCCGACUAUAUCAAUCUUUUAUUGGCAAAACUGGAACAGCUAUCGAUCAUUGGAGAUGCUCAACAAUGGAAUUCAUUUUGUAAUGAUUGUGUAAAGGAACUUGGAAAUAUGGGCAAGAAUCCUGAAAUACAAUUGCGUUUCGCUUACGAUGCUGUUCGUGUUCAGCUGGAUUGUUGGCAUUCACGUUUUGCUCAAACUUUUAAUGCUCCUCAAUUUCUUCGCACGACUCAGGAAUUGCAACAAACAGUAAAAGGCUUAAUACAAGCCUCACUAUCAAUGGCUGCAAGUCCAGGGCCUUUGAUAGGCAAAAUGCUUCUUCAGACUGUUGCAUUUUUCAUUAAUACAACUGAAUGGGAAUAUUUGAUAAAAUCGCCUUUAAAAAUCAAAAGUCCUUUUCUUGAUGUAGCAAAAGUUUUGGCAGCUUAUAUGACUGGUGAUAAUGCAAUCUCGAAGCGAAUAGCAGAAGGACCUUGGUGGCAGAUUAUGCAUCCUACUUUCGAAGGAAAUAUGCAGUAA